GGCGGCUGAGGCUUUUUUCCUCUCUUUCUUUUUAUUACUCUGUCAUAAUCCCCAGAUUGGAGGGUUCUUGGCGGAUGAGGAGCUCCCUCUUUCCGGCGGGUCAGACCCCAUCUAGAUCUUAGAAACGGAGAGCCAUGGCGGCGGCGGCCGAUGGAUUCAGGACUCUGGACGAGAAAUCCGUCGUGGAUUACAUCAAGGCGACGCCCACACUCCACGCACAGCUAGGGAACCAGCUGGACGGCCUCGUCGUCAAAGAAGUCGGCGACGGGAACCUCAACUUCGUCUACAUCGUCGUCGGCCCUGCCGGAUCCUUGGUCAUCAAGCAGGCUCUUCCAUACAUUCGCUGCAUAGGCGAAUCGUGGCCGAUGACAAAGGAGCGUGCAUAUUUUGAGGCAUUGGCAUUAAAAGAGCAUGGUCGUUGGUCUCCAGAUCAUGUACCAGAAGUUUACCAUUUUGACCGGCCUAUGUCUUUGAUUGCCAUGCGCUACUUGAAGCCACCACACAUAAUUUUGCGGAAAGGAUUGAUUGCUGGAAUUGAAUAUCCAUUGCUUGCUCAACAUAUGUCAGACUACAUGGCAAAGACACUUUUCUUCACAUCUCUUCUUUAUCAUUCGACAUUAGACCACAGACAUGCAGUUGCAGAAUUUUGUGGAAAUGUGGAGCUUUGUAGGCUCACUGAGCAGGUUAUCUUUUCAGACCCAUAUAGGGUGGCUCAGUAUAAUCGUUGGACUUCUCCUUACCUUGAUCAUGAUGCUGAGGCAGUUCGAGAAGACGACACUUUAAAGAUUGAAGUGGCCGAGUUGAAAUCUAAUUUCUGUGAGAGGGCACAAGCCCUAAUUCAUGGAGAUCUUCAUACUGGUUCUAUCAUGGUGACUGGUGAUUCUACCCAGGUCAUUGAUCCAGAGUUUGCUUUUUAUGGACCCAUGGGGUUUGACAUAGGAGCCUUUUUAGGAAACCUAAUAUUGGCCUUCUUUGCACAAGAUGGGCAUGCUGAUAAGGGGAAUGACCGUCAAGCAUACAAACAGUGGAUUUUGAAGACGACUGAAGAAACUUGGAAUCUUUUUCAGAAGAAGUUCAUUUCACUCUGGGAUGAACACAAGGAUGGGAAUGGUGAGGCAUAUCCCGUGUCUAUAUACAACAAGCCUGAACUUCAACUCCUUGUCCAGAAGAGGUACAUGGCAGGUUUAUUCCAUGAUGCUCUAGGAUUUGGUGCUGCUAAAAUGAUAAGGAGGAUAGUAGGAGUAGCUCAUGUUGAAGAUUUUGAAUCAAUUGCUGAUGCUAGCAAGCGAGCAUAUUGUGAGCGCCGUGCCCUUGACUUUGCUAAAAUGCUUCUCAAGGAAAGACGCCGAUUCCAAUCUAUCAAUCAAGUCAUUUCGGCGAUCCAGGAGAUUCCAGCUUGCUAGGUCUUCUUCCCUUUGAGGAACAUUGGUGGUGAGAGUAAUAUUAAGCUGUGGUUUGAUAAGACGUUGCUCCCUUUCCCCUCAAUGUAUGCUUAAGGUGAAUGCUUGACCACACCGUCAAAAUAGAGGUAUUAGUUGUUUGUAAUCAUAACGUUAUGUCACAUGCAGUUCCUACGGAAUUCAGAUGUGAGUAGUUGGUGCAACAUGGAUUUAUCAAACCUAGGUGUUUGGUUAUGUAC
Messenger RNA from Elaeis guineensis (African oil palm), 1639 nucleotides. RefSeq names its product methylthioribose kinase. Gene Ontology annotation, molecular function: S-methyl-5-thioribose kinase activity. The record is from RefSeq and is a predicted model, not a curated record. NCBI's taxonomy places the organism in Eukaryota, Viridiplantae, Streptophyta, Magnoliopsida, Arecales, Arecaceae.